Messenger RNA from Triticum aestivum (bread wheat), 1911 nucleotides. RefSeq names its product myricetin 3-O-rhamnoside 1,2-glucosyltransferase UGT709G2. The transcript has a single exon. Bases 175 to 1536 code for a protein of 453 amino acids. Gene Ontology annotation, molecular function: quercetin 3-O-glucosyltransferase activity; quercetin 7-O-glucosyltransferase activity. Lineage: Eukaryota; Viridiplantae; Streptophyta; Magnoliopsida; Poales; Poaceae. The record is from RefSeq and is a predicted model, not a curated record.
CCAACUCAAGUUCUCUUCCACAACGACAUGUGCAGAGAUGCUACUGUAGAUUGAUGCACAUGUGCAGAGGGCUCUUCUAGCAAAUGGUUUAUUACUCCAUCACGCUUGUAGCAAACGCCGGCCCGAGCUUCCACUAAAUCUAAGAGUUGGACGGCCUGCCGAUUUGCCGCGGUGAUGGAUGAUGCCGCGGUGCACGUUCUCGUGUUCCCUUGGCCACGGCAGGGACACAUCAACCCCAUGCUCCAUUUCGCCACCGCCCUCGUCGACGCCGGCGUCCAAGUUACCUUCCUCCACACCGAGCGCAACCUCCGUCGUCUUGCUCAGGCGCCUCCGCCGGGCCUCCGCUUGCUGUCCAUCCCCGACGGCCAACCCGACGGUCACCCUCCCGGCUUCUUGGAGCUCCUGGAGUCCAUGUCCACGACCGGCAGCGCGGCGUACCGGGCCCUGCUCUCUGCUGCCGAUGCGCCGGUGACAUGCGUUGUCGCCGACAGCACCAUUCCGUUCGCCUUCGACAUCGCCGAGGAGCUCGGCAUCCCAUCGCUCGCCUUCGUCACGCACAGCGCGUGCAGUUACCUGGCGAUCCUAUCUAUGCCCAAGCUCGUCGAGCUCGGCGAGACCGCCUUCCCUGCAGACGACCUGGUGCGUGGCGUUCCGGGGAUGGAGGGCUUCCUCCGGCGACGAGAUCUCCCACGUGGACUCUGCUGCGCUGAAAGAGGCGGCGAAGACCCCUUGGUGCUCAAGAUCGCCGAGGUCACCGCUCGUACCAGCAAGGCACGUGCACUCAUAGUCAACACCGCCGCGUCCAUGGAGCGGUCAGCGCUCGCCCACAUCGCGUCGUGCACAACCGACGUCUUCGCCGUAGGCCCGCUUCACGCGAGGUCGAGGUUCGCCGCAAGCGCGAGCCUGUGGCGGGAGGACGACGAGUGCAUGGCAUGGCUGGACGGCCACGACGACCGGUCCGUCGUGUACGUGAGCCUGGGGAGCCUCGCCGUGAUCACGCAUGAGCAGUUCACUGAAUUCCUCGCCGGCCUGGCAGCCACCGGGUACGCCUUCCUCUGGGUGCUCCGGCCGGACAUGGUCCAAAUGGCCAGCUCCGCGCUCCUCCGAGAGGCCGUCGGGGCAGCCGAGGGCGGCAGAGGGCGCGUCAUCGAGUGGGCUCCUCAGCGCGACGUGUUGCGGCACCGGGCGGUGGGCUGCUUCCUGACACACGCAGGAUGGAACUCGACGCUGGAGUGCGCCGUCGAGGGCGUGCCGAUGGUGUGCUGGCCCUUCUUCGUCGACCAGCAGACCAACAGCCGCUUCGUGGAUGCCGUGUGGAGGACGGGGCUGGACAUGAAGGACAUCUGCGACAGAGGUGCCGUGGAGAGGACAGUGAGGGAGGUCAUGGUGUCCGACGAGAUCUGGGGGGUGGCCCAAGCCAUGGCGCAACAGUUGAGGCUCGAUGUCGCGGAGACGGGGUCGUCGUCCUCUGAUUUCGAACGGCUCGUCCACUUCAUCGGGGAGCUGAAGCACUGUGUGAAGCCUAGCUCAGGCUGAACAACAGCUUUGCCUCACCCACCUGAAAGUAAGGGGGAUGAAAAGUAUUAUAGGAAAGGCCAGUAAUCAGCCCGUAAUGGGCCCGUGAGUUUAGCAUUUUUGGGCUAAACAAUGCUCUCUCCCACGGCUGCCUCUAGGUGUACAGGUGUACGGCGACCCCGCGACAGUUAGGGAGCUCCGCGAUCUCGUGGAGGCGUGUGCGCCGUCGAUCCUUUGCAUUGUUGAAACUCAACUUGCGAAGGCCCGAGUGGAGGGAUUGGCUGUUUCUUUAGGUUUUUCAGGAUGUUUUGCAGUUCCAAGUAACGGUCGUAGUGGUGGUUUAUGUAUUUUUUGAAAAGAUCAUGUUAAUCUCGCAAUAAAGAACUUUUCGCAGUA